Messenger RNA from Macrobrachium nipponense, 651 nucleotides. RefSeq lists its product as uncharacterized. The transcript has a single exon. The record is from RefSeq and is a predicted model, not a curated record. The coding region runs from base 1 to 651 and encodes 216 amino acids. NCBI's taxonomy places the organism in Eukaryota, Metazoa, Arthropoda, Malacostraca, Decapoda, Palaemonidae.
AUGGUGGCAUUGGCACAAGACGUUUUCCAACUAAGGACACUCAUGAACUAUGUCAGUCCUAAUGUGUAUGAAUACAUUGAGAAGUGUGUGAAUUAUGAUACUGCCAUUUCCACUUUGGAAAAGUUAUAUAUUAAGGCACCUAAUGAAAUAUUCACCAGGCAUGUACUUGCUACUCACCAACAAAAGGUAGGAGAAACUUUAGAUAAGUUUUUGAGAGAAUUGCGUAAAUUAGGCGAGGACUGUGACUUAAAGGCAGUUAGUGCAGAACAGAACAGAGAAGAGCUGAUCAGGAAUGCUUUUAUAAAUGGCCUGGCCUCACCUAUGAUUCGGCAGCGUCUACUUGAAAAUAAAACUCUAGACUUACAGGCAGCUUACGACCAGGCUUACUACUCUUUAGACCUUGUGCAACGUAAUGCUAGUUUUUACAGUCACAUGCUUCCUCAUGUUGGGCAUACUGCUGCUGUGGUUACCCCUGAUCAUGCUCUUAUUGCAGAUGAUCAUGUGAAGAGUGGACCAACGUCUGAGAGCUGUGAGGUAACUGCUGGAAAUCAAGUGUUAGCAGCUACUCUGUCCAUGAAGAGAAAGUGCUUUUUUUGUGGAGGUCCCUAUCAUAUUCGUGCAGUGUCCAGCUCGGGAUUCCAUUUGCAAUAA